UGGUGGCUUAUGUCAGUGAGAAGCGAUCGAGUAUUAUCAUAUGUCAUAUUACCGCCCUCAAAAGAGUUUUAAUACGUUACACAAUCUGUCGCGUCGGUGUUGUUUUCAUGUUAAGAACUAUAUAGCAUAAGCGUGCUGGCAUCUGCUGGGGGCAACUUCUCUAUAUCGUAAGCUUGAAGAAUUGGGCUUCAAUCCGGUAAAAUGUUCACAGCCCUGUUUUUACACUCUGCUCUGAUCAUCCUUCAUUUGAUGAUGGAAUUGCCAGGAACAGAGUGCCAAGCAACCUGUUUCAAAAACUCCUCUUACAUAUUUUCGAAAAGCGGAAGAGGUUGGUAUCACAACAGGGAAGUCUGUUACAGCCAGGGAGGUAACUUAGUCUCCAUCGAAACUGAAGAAGAAUGGAAGUUUAUCAAACAUGAAAUUCAAAAGCGUGGUACUUGGAAUACUAGUGCGUGGCACAUUGGUUUAUGGAAGAUAAGCGAGGUUUGGACUUGGCAGAGUGGAGAAAAACUAAAUAUUUCGAAAUGGCGAGAUUCUGAGCCAGAUGGUAACGACGAUUAUGCCGAAAUAUCCAAGAGUGGAGGUCUCUUUAAUGGUAUCUCUGAAAAUAAUGAAAAUGCCUACAUUUGCGAGAUUCCCGGAGAGUGCCAAGCAACCUGUUUCAAAAACUCCUCUUACAUAUUUUCGAAAAGCGGAAGAGAUUGGAAUAACAGUAGGCGUGUCUGUAACGACCAGGGAUUUGACUUAGUCUCCAUCGAAACUGAAGAAGAAUGGCAGUUUAUCAGUAACGAGAUUCAGAAGCGUGGUACUUGGAAUGCUAGUGCGUGGCACAUUGGUUUAUGGAAGAUAGGCGGGGUUUGGACUUGGCUGAGUGGAGAACAAUUAAACAUUUCGAAAUGGCGAGAUUCUGAGCCAGAUGGUAACGACGAUUAUGCGGAAAUAUCCAAGAAUGGAGGCCUCUUUAAUGGUAUCUCUCGGAAUGAUAAAAAUGCCUAUAUUUGCGAGAUUCCCGGAGCAUCGUCAUCGCAAUCGUCAUCGCCAACAACACCAUUGUCAUCGUUUUUAAGGACAGUCAAGGAGCUGGCAAAUGAUUCUGUGUCAAAAUUAUCCGGAAUAAACAUUACCAGAAAUGUUUCCAUAAAGGAGGCUGUAGGUGUGUUUGAAAAUUUCACCAUAAAUAUCGCGAACGUCGCAAAAGACAUGGCCAACACGGAAGAGGUUAAAACACUAAGAAAAUCCAUCUUUGAGGUGGCAGAGGCCGUCGAGAAUUUUGCUCUUAAUUAUGGAAAGCAGCACUUGAGUGGAAUGAGGCUUUCAAAAAGGAUCGUGUCCCCAAAAAUGGUUUUGGCCAUUCAAAAAGCCUAUCGCCAGAAUGCGAGUUACUUCCACUUUGAGGAACAACGAUGGCAAGCGAGAAUCGAUAUCGCUUCUUCAAAUUUUGAGGAAAAUGGAUCAUUGGUGGUGGCUUUUGUGUACAAGGAUCUGCAUGACCUACUUCUGACAGAUCAACCUAUCAGGAAUAAAACAGUCAACAAAAGGUAUAUCAACUCCAGGAUAAUGGCCAUAACUAUGGACCCCAAGCCAAAUAAAUUGGGAGAAAAUGUCAUCCUUAAGUUCAAAAACCUUAAGGUCUUGACAGCAGAGAAGCGUUGUAUGUUUUGGAGUGGCAGCAGCAAUAGGUCAGAAGGCUUUUCAGAGGAAGGAUGCCAUGUAGUUACAUCAAAAAGCAACUCAGAAGAAACAGUUUGCAGCUGCAAUCAUUUGACGCAUUUCGCCGUCUUAAUGGACUACGACGGUAGCACAAAGCUCACCGAGGAGGACGAAACAGUUCUGAAAGUUAUCACCUACGUGGGACUGAGCCUCUCCAUCGUCGGGAUACUUUUAACAUUAAUACUUUAUUCUUGCCUCACAGAUGUUCGUCAACCUCUCCCUCAAAUUCGACUGAGUGUUUCUAUGUCCCUUGGAGCUGGACAGAUCAUCUUCAUCGCCGGAAUAAACGCCACAGAAAAUAAAGCUGCCUGUGUUACAAUAGCAGCUCUGAUGCAGUAUUUCUUCAUGGCCGCUUUCUGUUGGAUGCUGAUCGAGGCAAUUUAUCUCUACUUCUUCGUUGUGAAAGUUUACAACAUCAACACCAAGAUGCACAUGUAUCACGUCAUCUCAUGGGGUCUUCCAGUGAUCAUGGUGGCCAUUUCACUUAGCAUCGUUGCCGGGAAAGAAGGGUUACAAAGCUAUACGAGUGAUAAAUAUUGCUGGCUUUCCUCGACUAACAACCUGACCUGGAUAUUCGCCGCCUUUGUGGCUUUCAUUGAAAUUCUCAACAUCUUGAUACUCGUACGCGUUAUAAAAGAGAUCACCAAUUUGGUGCAGCCAAUAGCAGAAGCCAACCAUUUUCAGCAAAUACGACUUGGCAUCAAAGCAUGCUUGGUGAUAAUUCCCCUACUGGGUGUCACGUGGCUAUUUGGUCUCCUUUUGCCUGUGCAUAAAGCUUUCGCCUACAUCUUCACCAUACUCAACUCUACUCAGGGUUUCCUGAUUUUCGCUCUACACUCCCUGCGAAACACUCAGAUCAAAGAACGAUUCAAAAGAAAGAUGAACAUCGUUUUUCUAUCUUCGAUAAAGGACACCUCCAUAAGGAAGAGCUCACAGGUCAGACCAAGUGAGAUAGACAUUGUAGGGACAGUUGAAUUGCAGUCUUGUGCUGAAUUUGAAUCGAAAUAUCGCACAACUUAGGGAACUGGAUCCAGCAAACUGGAAAUAAUAGUCAAUUACUUAGUACAAUCACUUAGUUAACAGCUAUUAGUCGGUUGUGAUCGGUCUGAGGUACGAUCUGCAGGUAAAGGUCGUUCUGUUUAUUAUUGUUUAAGCACUCAUGCAGUUGUAAAUGUCACCAGUCUUCUUCGUGAUUGUAAGUUAUAAGUUUAUUUUCUGAAUGAUCGUAUAUUUGCAGGCAAAACUCAUCGAAAUAAACCAAUCUAAAAAUUAAAAUUUUUUAUGGCUCAGUCAGUUGAUGGCUGCCCUUCAAAUAAGACUACAGGGAAAACUACUGUGAAGAUUGUUGAUAUAAUUUCGAGGAACUUUGGAGACAACUGUGAGAUUUUGUCAGUGGUUGAGCUAAGAUAUGGUUUUUAAUGGGCUUAAAUAAGUUUAUUUAGGAUAAAUACUGUACUUCCUUUAAGAGUCGCUCCUCGAUAAGAAUAUUACAAGUUUUUUAAUAAAAUAAUUGUUCUUUCUGUCGGUUAAAUUGUACCGUAACAAAUAAUACUAAUAGUAGUAGCAGCUAAAGCGGACAUUCAAAGUUGUUGCUUAAUUAAUAAAUAGAUGAAUACGUAAAUGUUUGAAUAAAUAAACAACUAAUUUUAAA
Pocillopora verrucosa is the source of this 3361-nucleotide messenger RNA. The record is from RefSeq and is a predicted model, not a curated record. NCBI's taxonomy places the organism in Eukaryota, Metazoa, Cnidaria, Anthozoa, Scleractinia, Pocilloporidae.